Molecule: messenger RNA, 684 nt
Organism: Colletotrichum orchidophilum
Lineage: Eukaryota; Fungi; Ascomycota; Sordariomycetes; Glomerellales; Glomerellaceae
Exons: 1
Coding region: 1-684 (227 amino acids)
Source: RefSeq, a predicted model, not a curated record
AUGUGUAUCCCACGCCCACGCAGGCACACAACCCAAUCCACCUCACCCAUCACAAAACUUCCGUACCAGCGCCUCGACUCGCCUCCUGCAACGCCCCGUAUGGUCCCUAAUCCCCCCGCUGUCGGCACCGUCGCCGCCAUGCCCACAUCGCCGACCCGGAUCGCGGCUCCGGCCCCCAACCCCCCACUCUCCUCCCGCGUAUCCUCCCAGCACGAGCGCCUCCUCCUCGAGCUCCUCCCUUUCAAAGACGCCGCCAAGUUCCACGACUGGCUAGACAGCAACUUUGUCCGCGGACCGUGGAACGAGUUCAACGCAGACUUCCUCUCCCGCGCCAUCGCCAACGCCGCCGCGGCGGGCGUAGUGGGGCCUACGGGUGUCACGGGUCCCAGCGCCGUGCCGGAGCCGGAAAAGGUCCGCACGGCCCAGGCGGCGCGGGAGGCGCUCAACGCCAGGAAAGCCAAGUUUAUCGUCUACCGCCCUGACAAGAGCGCGUGGACGGCUGAAGACCACCAUGUGCGCUUCAUUGUCACGCUCGUCGCGGACAACAUGCUGCAGAACCUGUGGUACGAGUCCGAGUGGAAGAAGAAGGGGCUCGACAUCGCCAAGGCGGCGUACGAGGUGCUUGUCUUCCUCAAGGCCACCAUGGUGUACGCGGACCCGAACCCGCCCAGUUACUCGGCAUGA